This is a messenger RNA of Brassica oleracea var. oleracea, 485 nucleotides long. Its product is annotated as protein transport protein Sec61 subunit gamma-1. Gene Ontology annotation, biological process: post-translational protein targeting to membrane, translocation; protein targeting. Gene Ontology annotation, molecular function: transmembrane protein transporter activity. The record is from RefSeq and is a predicted model, not a curated record. Gene Ontology annotation, cellular component: membrane; Ssh1 translocon complex. NCBI's taxonomy places the organism in Eukaryota, Viridiplantae, Streptophyta, Magnoliopsida, Brassicales, Brassicaceae. The transcript is spliced from 3 exons. The coding region runs from base 82 to 291 and encodes 69 amino acids.
CAAUUUUUGUUUUCUCUUCGUGCCAAACCAAAAAAGGAAAGACAAAUAGAAAAAAAAAAGUCGAGAAAGAAAGAAAGAGACAUGGACGCCAUCGAUUCCGUCGUCGAUCCACUUAGAGACUUCGCAAAGGACAGCAUUCGUCUCGUUAAGCGUUGUCACAAACCAGAUCGCAAAGAAUUCACGAAAGUGGCGGUCCGUACAGCGAUAGGUUUUGUAGUAAUGGGGUUCGUGGGAUUCUUUGUGAAGCUCAUCUUUAUUCCAAUCAACAACAUCAUCGUCGGUGCUACUUAAAAGAUAACCAGCGAAGAAGGCGAAGAGAAGAGCAGGGUAACAGCUUUCUUACUUGUUUCAAGAAAAUACUUCAUAGUUUUUUUUUUGUAUGUUCAGAUUCUCAGAAAGAGGAAACAUUUGUUUAACCACACAUUUUGAGAUUAGUCUCUCCAGUAAUUGCAUUCUAUUUUAUAAGUGUCACUGUUUAUUUCGCU